ACUGGAGAAAAAUCCUAUUGGCAUCGACGAGGCAGGGAGCCAGCCCCUGGGCGCGGCCUGCAGGGGGCAGGCGAUCGCGCGGGGAAGCGGGGGCAGGACGAGGCCGGAGCGGUGCCGGCUCUGCAGCUGUCUACAGCCGCAGGGUGUCCUUGCCGCGCCUCUGCGGGGUGAUCCUUCCUCGGCCCGCGCGGAGAUCCUUCCUCGGCCCGCGCGGACUGCGCGCUACACUUCGUCGCUGACAUGUGUGCCACCCGGAUGCCUCCCUUGGUGCACAUCUUCCGAGGGACGUUCGUCCACUCCACCUGGACCUGCCCCAUGGAAGUGCUGCGGGAUCACCUCCUUGGUGUGAGCGACAGCGGCAAAAUAGUGUUUUUGGAAGAAGCAUCCCAACAAGAAAAGCUGGCCAAAGAAUGGUGCUUCAAGCCUUGUGAAAUAAGAGAACUGAGUCACCAUGAGUUCUUCAUGCCUGGGCUGGUAGAUACACACAUCCAUGCCCCGCAGUACUCUUUUGCUGGUAGUAAUGUGGACCUGCCACUUUUGGAGUGGCUGACCAAGUACACAUUUCCUGUGGAACACAAAUUCCAGAGCAUUGACUAUGCUGAAGAAAUAUACACCAGAGUUGUUAGAAGAACUCUAAAGAAUGGAACAACCACAGCUUGUUACUUUGGAACAAUUCACACUGACUCAUCGCUGCUUCUUGCGGAAAUUACAGAUAAAUUUGGGCAGCGGUCAUUUGUGGGCAAGGUCUGCAUGGAUUUGAAUGACACUGUUCCAGAGUACAAGGAAACCACUGAGGAGUCGGUUAAGGAAACAGAGAGAUUUGUGUCAGAAAUGCUCCAAAGGAACUAUUCUAGAGUGCAGCCCAUAGUAACACCACGUUUCCCCCUUUCCUGCUCUGAGACUUUGUUGGGUGAACUUGGAAACAUUGCCAAGAUCCAUGAUUUGCACAUUCAGAGCCAUAUAAGUGAAAAUCGUGAUGAAGUUAAAGCUGUGAAAAACUUAUACCCUGGUUAUAAAAACUACACAGAUGUGUAUGAUAAAAAUAAUCUCCUGACAAAUAAGACUGUGAUGGCUCAUGGCUGCUACCUUUCUGAAGAAGAACUGGAUAUAUUCAGGGAACGAGGAGCAUCUAUCUCACAUUGUCCCAAUUCUAACUUAUCGCUCAGCAGUGGCCUUCUCAAUGUGCAAGAGGUCCUGAAACAUGAAGUGAAGAUAGGACUGGGUACAGAUGUAGCUGGUGGUUAUUCAUCUUCCAUGCUUGAUGCAAUCAGAAGAGCAGUGAUGGUUUCCAAUACCCUUUCAAUUAAUAAGAUAAAUGCAAAAAGCCUCACCCUCAAAGAGGUCUUCAGACUAGCUACUCUUGGAGGCAGCCAAGCCCUGGGGCUGGAGAAGGAGAUUGGAAAUUUUGAAGUGGGCAAGGAAUUUGAUGCUCUUCUGAUCAACCCCAAAGCAUCUGACUCUCCUAUUGACUUGUUUUAUGGGGAUUUUGUUGGUGAUAUUUCUGAGGCUGUUAUCCAGAAGUUCCUCUAUCUAGGAGAUGACCGAAAUAUUGAGGAGGUUUAUGUGGGCGGAAAGCAGGUGGUUCCCUUUUCAAGCUCAGUGUAAGACCCUCAGCAUCUACGAGUUCUCCUGGGAUAAUGUGGUUCUGCAUCUCCUUUGUGCCCAGGUGGAGUUAGAAAGUCAAAAAAUAGUACCUUGUUCUUGGGAUGACUGUCUCCUUCUACAUCUAGUUACAGUAUUCACUUGACAAAUUGUUCAAAGGAAGCUGCGCUAAUUCUCAACUCUCUGGGAGGAUUAAAAAUUUCUCCUUUUUGAGCUGUUCAGUUUUACCUUAAAGCUCAAAUUUAAGGGAAUGUUAUUACAGAUGGUGUUAAGAGAAUUAAAUAAAAUCUUUUUCACAUUUGGAAAUGUGAAGAGAAAAGAUAUUCCUAUAAGGUUAGAUAUUUUGAGCUGGUAAUGUGAAAAUUGGGAAACAAAAACUGAACCAGUGAGUAUAUUUUAUGAAAGAGUAAGAGUUGACUAUGAACAAACAUUGGAAAGUCACUUCAGACCAUGUUUGAUAAUUAUAUACUGAGCGUACUAAUUUAAAAAGAGAACUUGUUGAAUUUUAAAAUGUAUUUCUAGAUCGACCUUGUGUUCUGGAAAUUUGCACUUACUGGAAUUUGUGUUUCAGAGACGUGUUAUUGUUGUGCUUUGCAUUCUUUGGAGAUGAAAUAUCAGAAAUUGAAUGCUACAUGCUUUCUUAAUAUAGUUCUCUGCUUCAAAGUGUUUGGCAGAAGUUGGGUAUUAAAAAUUUAAGGACUCUUAGGAAUAUUAUUUACAUAACUACAUGGCAUAAAUAGCUUUACCUUUGUGUACUUUAAAAUCGCCUUACUGUAUAACUGUAUGAUGCUAUUAUUGCUUCAGCUUUAUUAGAAAAUAAGCAAAUUCCAUACUCCACUGUUGUGUGGACUGGAGUUUUCAUAAAUUGGGGCAAGUGCUAGGCAUCCAGGAGCUGUCAAUGCUAAAAGAAAGGGUUUCAUUGCAAUGACCUGUUCUCCCCAAGAACUAUGUCAUAGUUACUGGAAAUUUCAUACUCAGAUAUGAAUCUGUUAGAACUUUAAAAUGAAGGACAAGUCCAAUUAGACAAAUAUUAAAAGUCUUUAAACCUUGCAUAUUGAAAGCAAUCUAUUUUUCAAUUUUGUCUUGUCUUUUAAUUCCUAAUAAUUUUCAGGAUAUUAGAAUUUUAGGAUAAUGAAAAAUAUAUAAAUGUCCCACUAAGGUUUAUAUUAAUAGGACUUAAAAAAUUAAAGCAAAGAAUAUUUUUAUGGUUCCUAAUAUAAUGUGCUUUCCCAUAACCUAGAAUUAAAAAUAAAUUAUGACUUUAUGAGAAAUCCUUACGAGUAUUGAUACGAAUGUUUAAUACUAUAUUUUUCUCUUUUAAUUACAAAUACUAUAAACCAAUAAGAAAAAGGAGAAGAUUUUCUUAAUAUAUCAUAAUACUCAUAUUUAGGGCUUAGCUGUGACUCCUUAUUAUCACUUUAUAGUAGAGAAUUUUAUGUAAUAUAGCUAAAUCCACAUCUGCAGAACGAAGAACAAAAUUUCUUCUUUGUUACUAUAAAUUUUCUUCUCACAUAAUUAUGCUAAUUCAGCAGUAAUUUGCUCAGUCCCUGGACCCACCCCAGCUAAACACUUCUAGACUUAUGCAUACAUUAUAUCUAAAGAUAGAACAAAUUUUUGGCCUUAUUUAUUUUUUUAAAAAGCAGAAUUUCUAUUGUGGGGUAUUAAGUAACUCAGUAAGCCCAGUUUCUAGUCUCAGUCUUUAGUUCCUGACUUCCUAGUUCCUGAGCCACGUCAAAGAUGCCCCACCAAAUUUCCCUCCAUUCCUCUGUAGUGCCAGCCAAUGUUUUCUGCUCUCCCAGUCCCUGCCAAAGGAACUUGGUUACCUGGUGCCUAACCCACAUGGGUGGGCUUAGGAAUUUGGAUGACAUGUUCAAGAUCCAGUAAUAGGCAGCAGCUGUUCCUAGCCUUUGCAAAGAUCCUAUACUUUUACCUUCCUUAAGUACAUUUUGAUGUUGAACAUCAGGUUUCAUUUAGAUUUAGGACUCAUAUGCAGUAAAUAUAAAUAAGUGCAGCAUCUGAAGCAGGAAGAAUGGCCAUAUACAACCAAUCUGUCAAAUGUCAAAUUUAGCCCUAACAGUAUGUUGAGACCUGAAUAUUGCUUCUAGUAAAAAUGGAAUGUGUUGAAAUAUAUACACAUACUUUGAUCUUUCUGCCUCACUUACAACUUCAUGUGUUUUAUUUCUUCAAGUGCAGUGUUGCUGAAUGUUGCAUAUGCUUUUUGCAGUGCUGCAGGCAUUGGUCAUACAUGUGCCCAGGUGUUCUGCACUUUGAAAUGUUGCCUUUGCUUCAUGUGGGUUGACUUUCUGAAUGUAGAUAAGCAGUAUUCCAAGCCAAUCCUAUUUGUCACUUUAUGUUUGAAUAUUUUGCUGACAGGAACAGAAGAAUUAAAAUGUCUUCUCAACUCCCUAACCCUACCCUGUGCUAUAUGUCUAAGGCUGUGUGAGAUGUUUAAUGGAAUAUACUUUAACAGGUAAAAACUUAUUCAAUGUUCAAAAGUAUAUUGACCAUCAUACAUUUAAAAAUAUUUUUGCAACCAGAACACAAAAGCAGUCUUAUCAGCUAAGGUGAAUUUAGUUUUCAAAAGAAAGUGAAACAUAGGAUCAGGACGGGAGAGGUUGUCCUAGUAAUAGUAAACUGAGACCAAAGAAAUUCUAUUCUCUUAUUCAUUCUUGCAGCUUCUUCUGAUUUGUCAAAGCUUUUAGAAUCCAAGAGAAUAUCUUGGAAUAAGCUCCAUUCAUGUUAGGAGGAAACAUUCCUUAAUUAAUAUCAUGAGCAUUGAACCCUACUGAAUCACUGAAUAUUUUUUUUUUUUUGUUUCUGUGAGAAUUCUGCAUAGUCAAGAAAGAAAGGCUGUGGGGAAACACCUAUUAUGUGUAUCUGGUUUGAAGUGUGCUCUUGAAUAUCCCUGUUGGUAGCUACAACUGCGGUCUCAGAAGGGAAACAUAACGGCUCUGGAGAUCCAGCAAUGCAGUUUGAAUCUUCACUCACUUCCAAACUCUUUCUAUUUUUAAUAUUUUAACCUCAGAAUAAGACACAUGGAAAGCUUUAAAGGCAAGCUGGGAGGCAUGUUGUAUCAAUUCUGUCUUGUCAUAUACAUGGAAGAUACCCCAACUUAGAUGCUUCUGGACAGAGGUGAUGAUGCCAGAAACAUUCACAUGUUCAAAAGAGUGUUCUGAGUUAUUCAAAAGUGGACUAAGAAAUGUGUCAUAGGCAAUGUCCUGAAGUAAUUUUCAAAUUUGUGGAUUGUUGUGAAUUUUUAGGGUGUUUUUUUUCUUUAUAAUUUCAGAUCUACUUAGCCAUGUUAGGUAUGACUUUGGACCCUGACACUUUUUAAUGUCUCUAAAGGAAAAGCAUGGAAAGAAAUGCACAAAUGAGCAGACACUUAUUAGACAGCCUGGCACUGGUCCCAUGCAUGUUUUCAUGCCCAGCCCCUCUUCCCUUUCCCUCCCUCAGCCCUGAGUGUGAGAGAUCAAGAUGUGAGGGGUUAGCCUGUAAAUCUGGUCCAAAUUUAGUGAGGUGCAAAAGUUGAACAGGCCAAUGAUGAAAGGAAAUCUUAAUUUCAAGACGGUUUCAACAGUCCAUGGAGUUCAGAUGACCUGAGUAGCAGAUGUUACAUGACAUUGCUUUACCUGCUCACUUCCUACCCAAGAGCCUGUCAGAAAGUGUUCUUUAUUGAAGACCACCUCAUGUUGUGUUAAGCUCCUGAUCGCUGCUCUUAAAAAUAUGUAUUUAUGUAUUUGUGGGGACAUUCUUCUCACUAAAUGUAUGAUUUGCUUGUUGUUCCUGUGCUAAGUGAGCAUCUUUGUGCAUCAGACAAAAAUAAAUGAGAUUUUGUGUUUACAUUUUU
Messenger RNA from Sus scrofa (pig), 5449 nucleotides. It is a transcript of the gene GDA, whose product is annotated as guanine deaminase. Gene Ontology annotation, biological process: guanine catabolic process. Lineage: Eukaryota; Metazoa; Chordata; Mammalia; Artiodactyla; Suidae. Gene Ontology annotation, cellular component: cytosol. Gene Ontology annotation, molecular function: guanine deaminase activity; zinc ion binding. The record is from RefSeq and is a predicted model, not a curated record.